CUUCAGAGAAUGUACGAUCUGUUUUAGGUUUCUCACGGACUUAUUUUGAAGUGCACUUUACCCAUCUAGGCGCGCACGCGAAAAAAAAAUGCGUCCUGAAGCUGAGGGCGAAAUAAUAUGAAACAGAUGAGAUGUUCGGUGACGGAUAGCGGCGAACACACAUGUGGAGGUUCGGCUCACUCCUGAAGGGGACGUCCUGUCUCCUCCCGUUCAGGGAGCCGCGGUCUUUCAGGCACUUCUCAGUUUUUUUGGUGAGACACAGCCCAGUUUGGUCUGCUUCUGCACAGUCUUCCCCCGCGUGUCUUCGCUCGCCGCACCCUUCUGUGCUCCUCAGUUUUUGCAGGAGCUUCAGAAAGAAUGCCAAGUCCACAUUGGACAUCCCGGUCACGCCUAUCACGGUGACGGACAUCAAGCAGUACCUGCGUUCCAAGGAGAUCCCGUUCCACGAUGGCUACAGCUGUCUGCACGCGCCCAGCUUCUUCCUGGAGCCUACAGAGGCGGCCGGAAGGGAAGGGUUCACGCUUUUCAUCGAUAAGACCACCGGGCAGUUCCUGUGCAAGGAGACGCUCGUGGAGGGAAGCUGGGAAGACCUGCAGGACUGCGUGGAGGUGAUGCGGAAGGAGGGUCGCUCAUGCCUCAGCCCCGACGUGCUGCUGGGAUACCCGGAGAGCCCGGAGGAGCAGGAGGUGAAGGAGAUGGAGCUGCGGGAGGUGCAGAGGAUCUGGUCGGCCUCCGUCUCCUUCUCCGACCUUCCGGAUGAGGAGGCGCAGCUGGUCAGGACCAUGUUCGGAAUCGACAAGGUCACCAACGCCACGCUCAAGCGGUUCGGCGUGAGGUUCUUCAAGCCCACCAAGAGCCUGGUGUUCCCCUGGUUCGGCGGGCGGGACUCCGGCCUGCGGGGGCUCAAGCUCCUGACCGCCAAGUGCGCCGGGGACGGCGCCGUGACCUACGCCGACGCCACCCUGCCGAAGCCGUCGGCCUACCACAACCUGUUCGGCCUGCCGCUGGUGGGCCGCAAGGACUCGGAGGUGGUGCUGACGGGCCGCGAGGUGGACGCCCUGGCGGUCAGCCAGGCCACGGGGCUCCCCAGCCUGACGCUGCCCCGCGGGGUCAGCUGCCUGCCGCCCGUCCUCCUGCCCUACCUGGAGCAGUUCAAGAGGGUGACCCUGUGGCUCGGCGGGGACAUCAACUCCUGGGAGGCCUCCAAGAUCUUCUCCCGCAAGCUGGGGCUGAAGCGCUGCUCCCUGGUGCGGCCGGGGGAGCUGCAGCCCUGCCCCAGCGAGGCCCUGGAGAGGGGGCGGAGCCUCUCCCGAAUCCUCAAGGCCUCCAUACCCGCCGCGCACAAGUCCAUCGUCUCCUUCCGCCAGCUGAGGGACGACGUCUACGGGGAGCUGGCCAACAAGGAGCUGGUGGCCGGGGUCAAGUGGAGCCGCUUCCCCGAGCUCAACAAGAUCCUGAAGGGCCACCGCAAGGGAGAGCUCACGGUCUUCACCGGCCCCACAGGCAGCGGGAAGACCACCUUCAUCAGCGAGUUCGCCCUGGACCUGUGCAUUCAGGGGGUGAACACGCUGUGGGGCAGCUUUGAAAUCAACAACGUGCGGCUGGCCAAGAUCAUGCUGACCCAGUUCUGCAUGCAGCGACUGGAGGACAACCUGGAGCAGUAUGACGCCUGGGCAGACAAGUUUGAGGACCUGCCCCUCUACUUCAUGACCUUCCACGGACAGCAAAGCAUGAAAACUGUGCUGGACACCAUGCACCAUGCUGUCUAUCUGUACGACAUCAGCCAUGUGGUCAUUGAUAACCUUCAGUUCAUGAUGGGCCAGGAGAACCUCUCUGUGGACAAGUUUGCUGUCCAAGACCAAAUCAUCGGGGCUUUCAGGAAGUUCGCCACACACAGCAGCUGUCAUGUGACCCUGAUCAUUCACCCCAGGAAGGAGGAGGACGACAAGGAGCUGCAGACGGCCUCCAUCUUCGGCACGGCCAAGGCCAGCCAAGAGGCGGACAAUGUGCUCAUCCUCCAGGAGAAGAAGCUGGUGACUGUCCCCGGCCGGAGGUCCUUGCAGAUAGCCAAGAACCGCUUUGACGGAGACGUGGGCAUCUUCCCUUUGGAGUUCAACAAGUCCUCCCUCACCUUCUCCGCCCCCCUGAAGGGCAGGAACAAGCUUCGCAAGGUCAAGGGCGACAAGCCCGACGCCACAGAGACGGAGGAGAAGGUGGAGAAAGCAGAGAAGGUGGAGAAGCCCGCCCGGGCCUCAAAGACCCCCAAAAUGGAAAAGGGGCUGGUGAGGGUUGGGUCAAAGGGUGUUCUGGAAGGUUCCGCCAAGGGUUCGGCGGGGGUGGGAGAGAAAAAGCAGCAAACUGCGUUUGAGGAGGUGAUCAAAACGAAGUAAGCUACGCUUUAUGAAGAAGUGCCUUUUUUAACUGGCUGGAGCAGAUAGAACCCAGGGUUUAGGUGUCACCACAGGAGAAGUACUGACUGCAUGUAGAGGUCUGCCACACUGAAAGAGUUCCGUUUAAGAAUAUGUGAUCUAAGAUGCACAACGAAUGGCUGAAACCCAAGCACUUCCAAGUUAUGGUGUAACUUGUAAUGGACUUACAUAAUCAUGUGCAUUUAUAUAAUGUGAAUGAACAGCUUUGUGGGGAUGUGUUUCAAGGUAAAUCUACCAUGAAGAUUUUCCCACUGAAAGGAUUGUACUUAGGUAGUCUUCAACUAAAGAGUGUUUUUUGGUCUAGGAAAUGUGGAAAUGUUAAAAGAUAAUGGGGAAUAGUGGUGAGUGACUACUGAAGAAUGAAAUUCAAAAUAGACUGACAAGUGUUGAACAAUUUUUCUUGAUAACUGUAUUAAUGUACUGUACAAUAUUACUAAUUACAUUAAUUACAAGAACUUUACAAACAGUUCAUCAAUUACUGAUUUAAGACAUGGCAACCUCCUCAAAAGUAUUGAAACGCCUUUGGAAAAUGGUCAAGGAAUGUAGACAUAGUCCAUUAAAAGCAUGUGGUGUUGGAAGCCUGCACCAAGACAGCAAUGAUGAUAAGCUAUUUUCUGUUAGUACUUCAUUCACACUGAAAAUGAUUUUCCCCUCUUGUUACGCCAUUUUAUAAAAUGUUUAUAAAUACCGAUUGGUUUCUGAUGUUUCUUCCUUAAUAAAAUGUAAAAAUGAA
Molecule: messenger RNA, 3162 nt
Organism: Anguilla anguilla (European eel)
Lineage: Eukaryota; Metazoa; Chordata; Actinopteri; Anguilliformes; Anguillidae
Gene: twnk
Product: twinkle mtDNA helicase
Exons: 6
Coding region: 162-2390 (742 amino acids)
Biological process (GO): mitochondrial DNA replication
Cellular component (GO): mitochondrion
Molecular function (GO): 5'-3' DNA helicase activity; single-stranded DNA binding; ATP binding
Source: RefSeq, a predicted model, not a curated record